UGGGCGGCGGCCACGGCGGAGGGACGUGCGGCGCGUGGGCGGUGAGGCGGGGCGGGCAGGCUCCAGUCGCAGUGGCCUGAGGAGCGGGAGGCAGCCAUGGGCGCGCGGUCCGCGGGCCGCCUGUGGUGGGGCACAGUGAGCUGCACGUUAUUCCUUGCGGUUAACAGUUUAUAUUCAGCCAGUGAUGAUGUGAUAGAGCUAACACCAACUAACUUCAACAAGGAGGUCAUUCAGAGUGAAAGCCUGUGGCUCGUGGAGUUCUAUGCCCCAUGGUGUGGUCAUUGUCAAAGACUAACCCCAGAGUGGAAGAAAGCAGCAACAGCAUUAAAAGGUGUAGUGAAAGUAGGUGCAGUAGAUGCAGACAAACAUCAGUCCUUGGGUGGACAGUAUGGAGUCAGAGGGUUUCCAACUAUCAAGAUAUUUGGAGCCAACAAAAACAAAGCAGAGGAUUAUCAGGGUGGCAGGACAAGUGACGCUAUUGUUGAUGCUGCUCUAAGUGCUCUUCGGUCCCUGGUGAAAGACCGUCUUAGUGGCAGAAGUGGAGGAUAUAGUUCUGGGAAACAGAGUCGAGAGAGCGGAGGUGGUGAUAAGAGGGACGUGAUUGAGCUGACUGAUGACAGCUUCGAUAAGAACGUCAUAAAUAGUGAUGAUGUGUGGAUGGUGGAGUUUUAUGCCCCAUGGUGUGGGCACUGCAAAAACCUGGAGCCAGAAUGGGCAGCUGCUGCCACUGAGGUGAAGGAACAAACAAAGGGAAAAGUGAAGCUGGCUGCAGUAGAUGCAACUGUUAAUCAGAUGCUGACAGGCAGAUAUGGGAUUCGUGGAUUUCCUACCAUUAAAAUCUUCCAGAAAGGAGAAGACCCUGUUGAUUAUGAUGGUGGGAGAACCAGAUCUGACAUUGUUUCUCGUGCUCUGGAUCUGUUUUCUGAUAAUGCACCACCACCUGAGCUCCUGGAGAUAAUCAGUGAAGAUGUCCUGAAGAAUACCUGUGAUGCUCAUCAGCUCUGCAUCAUUUCUGUCCUGCCUCAUAUUCUUGACACAGGAGCUUCAGGGAGGAAUUCUUACCUGGAUGUCAUGUUAAAAAUGGCUGAAAAAUACAAAAAGAAAAUGUGGGGGUGGCUGUGGACAGAAGCGGGUGCUCAGUCAGACCUUGAGAGCUCUUUGGGGAUUGGAGGCUUUGGGUAUCCAGCAAUGGCAGCUAUUAAUGCUCGGAAGAUGAAAUUUGCCCUUCUGAAAGGAUCAUUCAGUGAGCAAGGGAUUAAUGAGUUUCUCAGGGAACUAUCUGUUGGUCGUGGCUCUACAGCACCAGUUGCUGGUGGAGCUUUCCCUAAAAUUCAUUCAGUUGAACCUUGGGAUGGCAAAGAUGGUGAGCUUCCAGUUGAAGAUGAUAUUGAUCUCAGUGAUGUGGAUCUGGAUGACUGGGAUAAAGAUGAGCUGUGAGAUCUUCAGGAAACUUCUUUUCUUGGGAGAGCUUGUGCAGCAGUUUGCAACCUGGUUCACAAUCAGAUGGAUAUUCCAGUGGCCUUUUUAUGGAGAACUAGCACAUGCUAUGGAGAACUAGCACUGUGCUGUGCGAUGCACUGCAGCAGUGAACUGUACGCAUCUCAAGAAAACAUUGCAGAAAUUCUGUGAAUUGUCAUAACCAGUAAACUUGAUUGUAUUCUGUGUAACAAAUAUUUUGAGGACAACAUGGAUAUUUCUUUGGAACAUCUUGGGGUUUGUUUUGUUGAUAGUGUGCUGUUUGAGUGUUGCUGGAGGCUGUUAGUGUAACCAAUUUUAAACGUGAUAUUUUUCUUCAUGGAGGUGGAACCUGGUCAGCUUCUGUUUCAAUUGAAGAAUAAAACAAAAUAUUUUUGACAUACA
Molecule: messenger RNA, 1860 nt
Organism: Strigops habroptila (Kakapo)
Lineage: Eukaryota; Metazoa; Chordata; Aves; Psittaciformes; Psittacidae
Gene: PDIA6
Product: protein disulfide isomerase family A member 6
Exons: 13
Coding region: 97-1437 (446 amino acids)
Biological process (GO): response to endoplasmic reticulum stress
Cellular component (GO): endoplasmic reticulum lumen
Molecular function (GO): protein-disulfide reductase activity; protein disulfide isomerase activity
Source: RefSeq, a predicted model, not a curated record